GGACGAUCGGCAUUUCCAUCCAGUCAAACAUGAUAGACUGCAAACAUGGUAACUUGACAGCUACGUGGGUUUUGAUCGUCGGCUUGAAACUCGUCCCUAAUCAGGGGAGGAGCUGGAGGGGGGUAUAAUGUUCGGAUAUAAGCAGCACGGUGAGGAUGCUAGCCCAUCGCCGCCGUCAUCCGUCGCAAGGUGCAUGUAGACCGUUACGUGUCAUGACUCGCUUGGGUAAAGUCGCCGUUACCAUAAUCAAACAAAGCGACCAUUGCGUUCGGAUCUCCCCUGCUGGUUGCAUCGUUCAUGGAUUCCUUGCUUGUUCGACAGUCAUCGGCACCAGGCAGGAGGAUGAGCGGAACGGUUGGACAAAGUGCAUGCUGGUUUUCAAACUCGCUUGUGGUCGCCGAUGCACGUGCUGCCACUUCAAGGCGUCUUGUCGCUACUCAGUACAAUCGAUCGAGUCGUGAGACUUCCCCUGUUUGAGAUUAAUGACCGGUCAGGCUUCGAAAAAUCCUCAAACAUAUGGAGGGUCUCAUUUUCUAGAAGGUACGGAGUACUUCGUCUUCGACAAGUAUUGCGGCUGAAGAUGCG
This is a messenger RNA of Aspergillus brunneoviolaceus CBS 621.78, 585 nucleotides long. RefSeq lists its product as uncharacterized. NCBI's taxonomy places the organism in Eukaryota, Fungi, Ascomycota, Eurotiomycetes, Eurotiales, Aspergillaceae. The coding region runs from base 156 to 461 and encodes 101 amino acids. The transcript has a single exon. The record is from RefSeq and is a predicted model, not a curated record.